Molecule: messenger RNA, 306 nt
Organism: Penicillium hordei
Lineage: Eukaryota; Fungi; Ascomycota; Eurotiomycetes; Eurotiales; Aspergillaceae
Product: COX assembly mitochondrial protein
Exons: 2
Coding region: 1-306 (101 amino acids)
Cellular component (GO): mitochondrion
Source: RefSeq, a predicted model, not a curated record
AUGCAUUCUCACCUCCACACCUCUUACAACGUCAAUUGCGAAGAGAUCAUGACUGCUCUUGAUGAGUGUCAUGCCAAGGGAUUUAUACACAAAGCCAUUGGAAGCUGCAAUGAUAUCAAAGUCGAAGUGAACAAAUGUCUCUCCGCAGAGCGAUUCGACCGCGCAAAGCGCAACCGAGACGAGGCGCGCAGCAACCGCCGGCGUGUCGAGGAGAUCUGGGCUAAAGAGCGCGAGCUUGAUCAAGGCCCUGCGGUGGCGGCUGCUGCUGCUGCGAAUGUUGCGGCGGCUAAUGCUGCAAAGCAAUAG